AUGCCGAAUUCAAGCAGCUCCACAUCUUCCACAAAGAGCGUCCGGAGAGCUGCGUCUGAACUCGAGCGCUCCGAUUCCAUUACGUCGCAGAAGUUUGUGGGAAGGCGGCAGAGUUUGAUCGAGGAUGCGCGGAAGGAGCGCGAGGCGGCGGCCGCGGCGGCGGAGGCUGCGGGACUCAGCGAGCAGAUCGUGUUUGAGGAGAGCGAUGGAAAAGCCUUGCUCAGUCUCUUCUUCUCUCUGAGGAGUUCAAAGAGCCCAGCGCUGUCCCGCACUCUCAAGCUCCCCAGUGAUUCUGCUGUGCCGUCUUACGGCGUGCCCAACGUGUCAUUCGGCGCGCCGAUAGAGGAUCAGAUGUCGAUAGCAGCAUCGGGGGAUGGGCAAUCGUCCUCUGAGGAUGAAGAUUCGGCUGGGCUGCCCCCCUCAGGUGUUGCCGCCGCUGCCGAAUCGGACCCAGAGCUGACGGCCGUGCUUUCCCAGGCCGCCGCGAGCAUCGGGCGGGAGGCGUGCACACCUCCGGUCCCGAGCCCUUGCGGCGGGAUGAUUGGUUCCUCGGCACGGGUCGAGGCUCGUGACCACGCCCUGCCCUGGUUCCUUUCUUCCCGGAGCCUUGCUGAGACGAGCGAUGUCGACAAAGUGCGCUUUCUCGACGCUCCCGUCUCCCAGGCUGGACUGUUCGGCGACGCCGUCGAGGACUGUGCCCAGCAGUUCUCGACAGUACAGAAGCAGACCGAGGCCAUCCAACACAUCUUGCCCCGGCGUGAUGCACCAUCUGCCACCGCUCCGCUGUGGGCCAAGCCCCAGUCUGCGUCCUCCAGAGAAGAAUAUUUGGUGUUGAUGGAGGAGGCAACAUCUUCAAGGCAAAACCUUAGACCUCAUUCAACAUCAUCCAAUGUUGCAAUCACCCUCAGGAGCCCCUCCCUGGCGCAUCCCCCUGAGACAGGACCUGCUCUCUCAGGGGCUCAGCACCAUUUGGCACCCGCGUCCAGACUGUUGGAACCUCCACGUGUGGAUCCUGGACCUCCCUUGGAGUCAGACACAGCGCAAGUCACUGCAUGCUGUCCACAUCCCGGGGAAGCUCAAUCGUGCAGCCGAUGCGCUGUAUAUAUGCCCAUAUGUGUAUUCUUCCAUGGUAAGGUUUCCCUCUCUGUGAACCCGUUGCUUCCCUUUGACAGACCAUUCUGUCAGGCUCUGCUGGCAGUCGUUCCUCCCUAUUCUCAGGGAUUUACUGACCCCGUUUACAGAAAACGACGGAAGAUGAUUGGAGACAUUGCCUUCAAAUACAAACAAGGAGAACCGAUUCCCAGAGUGGAGUAUAUGGAAGAGGAGAUCGAAACAUGGCGUGAGGUUUACUCCACCCUCAGAGAUCUGUACACCACCCAUGCCUGUAGUGAACAUUUAGAGGCUUUCCACUUACUGGAGAAACACUGUGGCUACAGUCCUGAUAACAUCCCUCAGCUGGAGGAUGUGUCCCGCUUCUUAAAAGGUACCAAUCCGAUUAUAGCACAGCCAGAAAACAGCACAACCCUACUGCCAGUAACAGAAAAGGAUUGUGUCCAUGAACUUCUCGGACAUGUACCGAUAUUGGCUGACAGAACAUUUGCACAGUUUUCUCAGAACAUUGGUCUGGCCUCUCUUGGAGCUUCUGAUGAAGAUAUUGAGAAACUGUCAACACUGUACUGGUUCACGGUGGAGUUUGGACUGUGCAAGCAGGGAGGGGCGGUCAAAGCGUACGGAGCAGGACUGCUCUCAUCUUAUGGCGAGCUGGUGCAUUCUCUCUCAGAUGAGCCAGAGCGACGAGAAUUUGACCCGGACACUGUAGCUGUUCAGCCGUACCAGGAUCAGACUUACCAGCCCGUCUAUUUUGUGUCUGAGAGCUUCUCAGAUGCUACAGAGAAACUGAGAGCAUAUGUGACCCGCAUCAUGAGACCAUUUUCGGUGCGGUUUGACCCGUACACAGCCAGCAUAGAAGUGCUGGACAACCCACUGAAGAUCCAGCAGGGGCUGGAGACCAUUAAAGACGAACUGAAGAUUCUCACAGAUGCCCUGAAUGUGUUGGCUUGAUUCUGCCGCGAGGAGCCAAUCAGCAGUCCCAUUCCUCUCUGCUUCAUAUGUGACAGUCUCAUCGAUAUGCUGUGUGUCUAUGUCCACAUCUGCUGCUACAGACGUUGUUGCUUUUAAAACGCUGAGUGCCAACCUCAAAACCUCACGUCGGAAGUUGAUUCCAGAAACCUUAAAAGAACUGUUCCCCCCCCAAAAUGAAAAUCAUGUUAUCAUUUAUAUCAUUAUCUAUGUUGUUUCAA
Sinocyclocheilus rhinocerous is the source of this 2300-nucleotide messenger RNA. RefSeq names its product tyrosine 3-monooxygenase-like. Gene Ontology annotation, molecular function: tyrosine 3-monooxygenase activity; iron ion binding. Gene Ontology annotation, cellular component: axon; cytoplasm; perikaryon. Gene Ontology annotation, biological process: dopamine biosynthetic process from tyrosine. The record is from RefSeq and is a predicted model, not a curated record. The transcript is spliced from 15 exons. NCBI's taxonomy places the organism in Eukaryota, Metazoa, Chordata, Actinopteri, Cypriniformes, Cyprinidae. Bases 1 to 2061 code for a protein of 686 amino acids.